Messenger RNA from Trematomus bernacchii (emerald rockcod), 3962 nucleotides. RefSeq names its product SPT5 homolog, DSIF elongation factor subunit (gene supt5h). Gene Ontology annotation, cellular component: DSIF complex. The transcript is spliced from 31 exons. Lineage: Eukaryota; Metazoa; Chordata; Actinopteri; Perciformes; Nototheniidae. The record is from RefSeq and is a predicted model, not a curated record. Bases 135 to 3392 code for a protein of 1085 amino acids. Gene Ontology annotation, biological process: regulation of DNA-templated transcription elongation; regulation of transcription by RNA polymerase II; transcription elongation-coupled chromatin remodeling. Gene Ontology annotation, molecular function: protein binding; mRNA binding.
UCUCGCGGUCGGCUCUCCAAGAAGACGUGUAGCAUCAGGCUAACCGAAAAAAGGCUUAUAUUUCCUUUUAUCCAUCAACUAACAAGAUAUAAAGCAGAAGCGGGAUUUAACAGAGUCUUCCCCGGGGCUUCAAGAUGUCGGACAGUGAGGACAGCGACUUCUCCGAAAACGCGAGUGGCAGCAGCGACGGAGAGGCGGAGGAGGCGGAGGGGAUUGAGGAGACGAACAGCCCUGUGGGCAGCGACAAGGUAGCAGAGGAGGAGGGGGAAGACCUGCUGGAGGAGGAGGAUGAAUACGAUGAAGAGGAGGAGGAAGACGAUGACGAGCGCCCGAGGAAGAAGCCGAGGCACGGAGGCUUCAUUCUAGACGAAGCCGAUGUGGACGAUGAGUAUGAGGAUGAGGAGGAUCAGUGGGAGGAAGGAGCGGAAGAUAUUCUGGAGAAAGCAGAGGAAGCUGAAGUGUCUAACAUCGACCAUGUGGUUCUGGACGAGGAUAACUCCGGAUCCAGAAGGCUGCAGAAUCUCUGGAGAGACUCCAGAGAAGAGGCGCUGGGUGAAUACUACACGAGGAAAUACGCCAAGACUUCUAGAGGAGAGCAUUUCCCUGGAGGGUCGGAGGAGCUUUCUGAUGACAUCACACAGCAGCAGCUACUUCCUGGAGUCAAGGAUCCCAAUCUGUGGACGGUCAAGUGUAAGAUUGGAGAGGAGAGGGCGACGGCCAUCGCUCUGAUGAGGAAGUUCGUCGCCUACCAGUUCACCGACACGCCGCUGCAGAUAAAGUCGGUGGUGGCCCCGGAUCACGUGAAAGGCUACAUCUACGUGGAGUCGUACAAACAGACGCACGUGAAGGCGGCCAUCGAGGGCAUCGGGAACCUGAGGAUGGGUCUGUGGAACCAGCAGAUGGUGCCGAUCAAAGAGAUGACCGACGUGCUGAAGGUCGUCAAGGAGGUCACCAACCUCAAGCCCAAGUCCUGGGUGCGGCUCAAGAGAGGCCUGUACAAGGACGACAUCGCUCAGGUGGACUACGUGGAGCCGAGUCAGAACACCAUCUCUCUGAAGAUGAUUCCCCGCAUAGACCUGGACCGCAUCAAGGCCAAGAUGAGCCUGAAAGACUGGUUCGCUAAGAGGAAGAAGUUCAAGAGACCCGCUCAGAGGCUGUUUGAUGCUGAGAAGAUCAGGUCCCUCGGGGGGGAGGUCAGCCACGAUGGAGACUUCAUGAUCUUCGAGGCGAAUCGUUACAGCCGGAAAGGAUUUCUGUUCAAGAGCUUCGCCAUGUCUGCUGUGAUCACAGACGGAGUGAAACCCACUCUCUCUGAGCUGGAGAAGUUUGAGGAUCAACCUGAAGGCAUCGACCUGGAGGUGGUCACUGAGUCAGGUAAGGAGCGUGAACACAACCUGCAGGCUGGAGACAACGUGGAGGUGUGUGAGGGAGAGCUGAUCAACCUGCAGGGAAAAAUCCUCAGUGUGGACGGAAACAAGAUCACCAUCAUGCCCAAACACGAAGACCUGAAGGACCCCCUGGAGUUCCCGGCUCACGAGUUGAGGAAAUAUUUCCGUAUGGGCGACCACGUGAAGGUGAUCGCGGGUCGAUACGAGGGCGACACCGGCCUCAUCGUCAGGGUGGAGGAGAACUUCGUCAUCCUCUUCUCUGACCUCACCAUGCACGAGUUGAAGGUGUUACCCAGAGACCUGCAGCUCUGCUCGGAGACGGCUUCCGGGGUGGAUGCGGGGGGGCAGCACGAGUGGGGGGAGCUGGUGCAGCUCGACCCUCAGACGGUCGGGGUCAUCGUCCGUCUGGAGAGGGAGACGUUCCAGGUGCUGAACAUGCACGGGAAGGUGAUGACGGUGAAGCAUCAGUCGGUGAACCGCAGGAAGGACAACCGCUUCGCCGUGGCUCUGGACUCGGAGCAGAACAACAUCCACGUCAAGGACAUCGUCAAGGUCAUCGACGGCCCACACUCGGGUCGCGAGGGGGAGAUCCGUCAUCUGUUCAGAGGAUUCGCCUUCCUCCACUGUAAGAAGCUGGUGGAGAACGGGGGCAUGUUCGUCUGCAAGACCCGACACCUGGUGCUGGCCGGAGGGUCAAAGCCCAGAGACGUGACCAACUUCACAGUGGGAGGAUUCGCUCCCAUGAGUCCUCGCAUCACCAGCCCCAUGCACCACGGAGGAGGAAGCUCUCCACAGAGAGGAGGAGGAGGAGGAGGAGGAGGAGGAAUGGGGCGGGGCCGAGGACGAAGAGACAACGAUCUGAUUGGUCAAACCGUCCGCAUCUCGCAGGGUCCUUACAAAGGAUACAUUGGGGUGGUGAAGGACGCCACAGAGUCUACGGCGCGCGUUGAGCUGCACUCGACCUGUCAGACCAUCUCAGUGGAUCGACAGCGCCUCACCACCAUGGGGGCUAAGAGGCACAGCGGGCAGACCUCGACUCACGGCCGCACCCCGAUGUACGGAUCCCAGACUCCGAUGUACGGGACGGGAUCCAGAACGCCCAUGUACGGCUCUCAGACGCCCGUACAAGAAGCUGGAAGCCGCACGCCUCACUACGGCUCUCAAACCCCAUUGCAUGAUGGGAGCAGGACGCCGGGUCAGAGCGGAGCCUGGGACCCCAGCAACCCCAACACACCCUCCAGGAAUGACGAGGAGUAUGACUUUGGGUACGACGAUGAACCGUCCCCCUCCCCUCAGGGUUACACCGGGACCCCCAACCCCCAGACCCCCGGUUACCCAGAGGUCCCCUCUCCUCAGGUUAACCCUCAGUACAACCCUCAGACGCCGGGCACGCCUGCUAUGUACAACACGGAGCAGUACUCUCCGUACGCCGCCCCCUCCCCUCAGGGCUCCUACCAGCCCAGCCCCUCCCCUCAGAGCUACCACCAGGUGGCGCCCUCUCCGGUGGGAUACCAGAACACACAUUCCCCCGCCAGCUACCACCCCACACCCUCCCCCAUGGCGUACCAGGCCAGUCCCAGUCCCAGUCCAGUGGGGUACAGUCCGAUGACCCCCGGAGCCCCCUCCCCCGGAGGGUACAACCCUCACACGCCCGGGUCCAACAUCGAGCAGGGCGGCAGCGACUGGGUCACGCCCGACAUCUUAGUGAAGAUCAAAGACUCCUUCAUGGACCUGAUGGGGCAGAGCGGAGUCAUCCGGAGCGUCACGGGUGGGAUGUGCUCGGUGUUCAUGCAGGAGUCUGAGAAGGUGGUCAGCAUCAGCAGCGAUCACCUGGAGCCCGUCACCCCCACCAAGAACAACAAGGUGAAGGUGAUCCUGGGCGAGGACAGAGAGGCCACGGGGAUCCUGCUCAGUAUCGACGGAGACGACGGCAUCGUGCGGAUGGAGCUGGACGACCAGCUGAAGAUCCUCAACCUGCGCUUCCUGGGCCGCCUGGAGCACUGAGGACACUCACUCACACACACACACACACACUCACAGAGGGAAGUGUUCGCUACGUAUUAACUCACUGCAAUGUCGGGAAUGUCGUUUUUUGAGAAGCUCCACACCAGAAGAUCCUCUCAUUCUUCGGCAGUGUGUGUGUGAGGCGUCCAUAUAUCUGGCUCAGAGUGUGUGUGUGUGUGUUACUUUGUUUACCAGAAACCAUCACACACACACAGCAGGAAGUGUUGGCUGCGUAUUAACUCACUGCAGUGUGGGGAAUUUAAGUUUUUGAGAAGCUCCACACCAAAAGAACCUCACCUUUUUACAGCAGUGUGUGUGAGGCGUCCAUAUAUCUGGCUCUCAGAGUGUGUGUGUGUGUGUGUUGCUUUGUUUUCCAGAAACCAUCACACACACGCACAGCAUCUCUCUCUCUCUCUCUCUCUCUGGUCUUUUUAUUUUUAGCUGGGCUGUAUUCUGCCUGCUGGUCUGAAUCUGUUUUUAGUGCUCUCUGAAUGUUCUGUCUUUUUGUUUUUUCUCGGUGGAGAAGGGGUUAAAGAAGUGUAACAUGUCAAUAAACUGUCAACCAGUGAA